UGUGCUUGCAUCAUUAGCGCAUUCAUUUCCCAAUAUAAGGACAUAUUUAGACCUCUCAGUAUUUAAUAUUUUAACCUUUGGACUGGACUGUCAGUAUUGUAUGUGUCACCACCACACAAAUGAAAUCUUAAAAUGUAGUACAAGUUCCUUUUAGAGUUCAGAACCUACAAUCUAAUGCCUGGAAUAAAGUUUUAUUGCUAUCUGUGAGAUAUUCAGAUGGUUUUAGAUAAAUUAAGCAAAAAAGAAAGAAAGGAAAAACAAAAAUUAGAUGGCAGUAAUUGGUCAAGGGCUCAUUUUAGGUGGCACAUAAAGGACUGAAUGAUGUAUGUUUUUUUUUUUCUUUUUAAUUGAAAUUUGUGAAAUAGAUUGUCCUUAUUCAAAAGUAACCAUCAGUAGAUACAUGAAAAUAUAUUUUGACUAUUAUGCAUGUGAUAUUACAGCUGGAUCUGACACUGUUCCCAAGCCUGCCAUUGAGUGGGCUGCGAAUCAACAUUUUGUCGUUGGAUAUGACAUUAUUCUAAACUGUUCCCUCAUAUGGAAAGAUAAUGUGGUGUUUAGAUGGGAACUUCCAAAUCCAUAUGCAAACUUCAACCAACGACGAUCUACCCAAAAUCGCUCAAACAGCACUUAUGAAGUCAGUACCCUGCACAUAAAGAAUGUGACUAUAAAGGAUAGUGGAGAAUACAAGUGCAAAGUGACAGCAAAAGGUUCAAAUCCAAAUGAAGAAAAGAAGAUGAUAAUCAUUAAAGAGACCCAGAAUCCAUACAUCAAUCUCUCAAGCGUGCCUGAAGUCAAGCUGGAUGAGGGUGAUACACUGAGGUGGAAAACUGAGGUUUAUGCAUUUCCCUCAAAUCCACAGAUAAUAUACCGUAACUGGAGAGGGAAGGAAGUCGUCGAAACAGACAGGGUAACUACUGAGCAUAGCAUGAAUGAUGCUGAAUCAUGGCUGAGGAUAAAAAAUGCUUCUGUAAUAGACUUCGGCCAGUAUACUAUAGAGGUUUCAUCCAAUGAUGAAACUGUAAGAAAAAGCAUGUCCGUUUUUGUCUAUAUUAGGAGCAAACCACAUGUCACACUCUAUCGCAUACCAGCAAGUAUAGAUGUUGGUGAGAUCAAAAAUGCUUCAUGCAUCUCGAGAGGCUAUCCGUUACCUGAAGUAGAUUGGUGUUCCAGCGUGUCCCAAUGGACCCCAAGACUGUAA
This is a messenger RNA of Penaeus monodon (black tiger shrimp), 1198 nucleotides long. Its product is annotated as mast/stem cell growth factor receptor kita-like. NCBI's taxonomy places the organism in Eukaryota, Metazoa, Arthropoda, Malacostraca, Decapoda, Penaeidae. The transcript has 5 exons. The record is from RefSeq and is a predicted model, not a curated record. Bases 326 to 1198 code for a protein of 290 amino acids.